GAUGGGUUCGAGCUCCGAUCUGAGACCACUAUCGACAGCCACAACUCACCCCGCGUUCUACUCUCUAUAUAUAAACGUCAUUCAUCAGCACUUCACUUCAACUUGAUCAAUCUCACCUCUAAUUUUUCAUACCAACACACAAAAGUAAUUCCAAAAUACUUGAAAUUUCAAAACCAAACAUUCAAAAAUGGCCGACCAAACCUUUCCAAUUCGCUUAGCCCAGACCCUGGGACUCACAACUCAAGGCAGUAAGUCCCCUGUCAACACCCAAGAAACGCAUCCACUUAGUAAAAGUACAUACUAAACUCCCCUCAGUCGUAGCCGGCCUCUCACUCUCCUACUCCAUCAUCGCCGUCCCCCGCCUCCUAGAAUCCCCCACACCCCUCAUGCUCAAGCAAUGGGCCGCCAUGUACAACACGGGCAAACUCUUCAUGCCACCACUCUCCCUCCUCUCCGCAUCCACCUUCUUCUACCUCGCCUCGCAAUUCCGUAACGUGCCUUCUGCGCUCGCCGCGCAGAAGUACUGGAUGUUCAUUGCGGCGGGGUUCUUGGCGGGUGCGCAGGUCCCGUAUACGGUGCUGCUGAUGAAGGGCACGAAUGGCAGUCUGAUGCAGAAGGAGAAGGAGGUUAGGAACUUGAAGUCUGGGGAUAAGAUUGUGGAGAUUGGGUUGGGGGAGAAGGAGAGUGCGCAUGAGCUUGUGGAUUGGUGGGCGGUGCUGAAUUUGGGGAGAUGUGCGUUUUUGACGGCGGGGUUUGUGGUUGCUACUUGGAAUGUUGUUAAUUGAGGAUACUCAUUUCUAUUGUACAUAAAAGAUGUGGGGUUUGGUCUGGUUUUGGUUUUGGUAAGGGAGGAGAUCUGAUAUACUCGGUUCAAGGUGUCGAUAUAUUGAAUGAUAAUAAAAGACAAAAAAACAGUCUAGCAGUAUUUAUUUGGUCAAAGCAAUGUUUCCCAAUCUCAACA
Messenger RNA from Hymenoscyphus albidus, 961 nucleotides. NCBI's taxonomy places the organism in Eukaryota, Fungi, Ascomycota, Leotiomycetes, Helotiales, Helotiaceae. The record is from the annotation of a GenBank genome assembly.